AUGUUGCCCUUCGCCUUUCCCGUCGCCCUUCCUCUCUCGUUGCCCUUCCUCUCUCCCAUUGCCCUUCCUCACUCCCGUCUCCCUUCUUCUUCCGCCUCCCGCCGCCCUCGCGUCCCAUCGCAAUCGCCUUCCCAACUCACUCCCGCCGCCCUCGUGUCCUUGUUCCCGUUCCCUCGCUCUCUCUCCCUCCCUUCCCGUCGCCCUCGCUCUCUCCCCUCCCUUCCCGUCGCCCUCGCCCUCUCCCCCCAUUUUCCGUCGCCCUCUCUCUCUCCCCUCCUUUUCCGUCGCCCUUAUUCUCUUCCCUCCCUUUCUGUCGCCCUUGCUCUCUCCCCUCCCUUUCCGUCGCCCUCGCUCUCUCCCCUGCCUUUCCGUUGCCCUCGCUCCAACUCAUCUCACCCUCCCCAAUGCCCCUCCCAUCACCCUACCAUUCCGCGGAUUUUGCUCACGUACAUCUACUCUCAUUUCUGUUGCACCAUCUGUUCUUCUCUCGUCCUCUGA
Messenger RNA from Closterium sp. Naga37s-1, 498 nucleotides. NCBI's taxonomy places the organism in Eukaryota, Viridiplantae, Streptophyta, Zygnematophyceae, Desmidiales, Closteriaceae. The record is from the annotation of a GenBank genome assembly.